AUGCCAUCUCAGGAACAGAUCGAGGAGAUUGACGCCAUAAAGGCGAUCUACCCUGAGAGUGUGAAAGAACUCACGCCUUCCAUUUUCAACAUCGUCAUUCCAGACCACGAGGAUGUGUUGGUGCAGAUGAGUUUUCCAGACAAGUACCCAGAGGAGAGUCCGAACAUAGUGCAGGUGAAUACUACGGAUGCCAGGAAAUACUUUGACAAUGACUAUAUCGAAAGAAAGAUUAUCGAGUUGUUGGAGCUGACGUUUCGCCCUGGCGAGGUGGUGGUGUUCGAGCUUAUCGGUGAGAUCACGGCUUUCUUGGAGGAGUAUCUUGAAGAGCACAAGCAACAGAUCGAGGAAUUGGCCGCUCAGAGAGAGCAACAAAAGGCGAAAGCUUCUUCACCGACGCCUGCUCCAUCUGCUCCAAAGGUUAUAUCCAACAGUACGCAAGAAGAGAUUGACGUUUUCGAGGGUUGGAUCAGCUCGGAGCCUAUUCUUGACAGAGGCUCUACAUUCAUUGCAUACGCUCGUGAAGUUCACUCUGUUGACGAAGCAAAACACUACUUUGGUCUUCUAACAACCGAUCGCAAGAUUGCCAAAGCUACACAUAACAUGAAUGCGUGGAGAAUCAAGGGCUCUAACGGAGUUACUUUCCAGGAUUGCGACGACGAUGGUGAAACAGCAGCUGGAAGCAGAAUGCUACAUCUUCUUACGGUAUGUCUUUAUCGGAAAUAA
Candidozyma pseudohaemuli is the source of this 723-nucleotide messenger RNA. RefSeq lists its product as uncharacterized. Gene Ontology annotation, molecular function: protein binding. Lineage: Eukaryota; Fungi; Ascomycota; Pichiomycetes; Serinales; Metschnikowiaceae. The transcript has a single exon. Gene Ontology annotation, cellular component: cytoplasm. The coding region runs from base 1 to 723 and encodes 240 amino acids. The record is from RefSeq and is a predicted model, not a curated record. Gene Ontology annotation, biological process: regulation of translational initiation.